Molecule: messenger RNA, 3837 nt
Organism: Anolis carolinensis (green anole)
Lineage: Eukaryota; Metazoa; Chordata; Lepidosauria; Squamata; Anolidae
Product: dihydrolipoyllysine-residue acetyltransferase component of pyruvate dehydrogenase complex, mitochondrial-like
Exons: 2
Coding region: 1-1788 (595 amino acids)
Biological process (GO): pyruvate decarboxylation to acetyl-CoA
Cellular component (GO): mitochondrion; pyruvate dehydrogenase complex
Molecular function (GO): acyltransferase activity
Source: RefSeq, a predicted model, not a curated record
AUGUCAUCUGCCAGUAGGCACCAUUCACAUUCUGUUCGUGGCAGUGAUGGUACUUCAUAUCAUAGUAAGGCUCCUUCUAGAGCAGCUCAGCAUUUAGAAGAGUUGAGGAGAAAUCUCAAAGCUCAGAUUCUCCAGGCAGAAGCCGAAGCUGCUAUGGCCAAAAUUGAGGCAGAGCGAGUCAAGCAACAAGCCCAAAUCCGGGCACAAAAAGCCGAAAUGAAAGUCCAGAUGUUGGCUCUUCAAAGGGAAAGAGACAUAUUACAAAAGAACAAAGAAGCAGCUAAGCUAGCCGUUAGGGCAAAGAUUCUGGCAAAAGCUUUUCAGGAUGAACUAAUUCCUGAGAAUGUUAGGUUGCUGCCUCAGAAGGACAUCGACUCCAAGAUGUCUCUUCUCCUUCUUACUAACAAAAAUGUCAUUCCCAAGGAGCAACACUCUAUUGAGGGCAACACCAUUGAAGUUUUGCCUAAUACCAGUAUUAACAAACCUGUGCCUCAGCUAGAUAAUUGGCUGCCAUUAACAUCAGUUGGCAUCAAAGAGGAAAGUCCUUUAAAAGGGCAGAAGCCCACAGCGGGGAGCCAGUCUUUCCCCACCUGUACUCCUGCUGUUAAAACGUUCAUGCCUGCACUGUCGCCAACAAUGGAAGAGGAAAACAUAGGGUUGAACCCCAAAAACCGCCCCCUCGCUACAGGCCUGACAGUGGAUGUUGGGGAUGCACUAGGUGAAAUUGAAACUGAUAAAGCAGUGGUUACCAUGGAGUCAACUGAUGGUGACAUAUUAGCUAAAGUCAUGGCACAGGAAGGCAGUGAAAGCAUGAGUUUGGGUACACCAACUGGCUUGCUGGUAGAGGAGGGGCAGGAAUGGAAACGGGUAGAAAUACCAAGUGUCAUUGGUGAGGCAGCCUCAUUUUCGGGACCACUGGCUACAACUCCUGUCCCCACCCCGUUAUCUUCAGUAGCCUCGCUACAUAAAGCAGAGCAGCAUCCUGAAAAACUGCAGUUUCGCUCAAGUCCUGCUGCCAGCGACAUUUUGGAGUCCCAUGGACUUGAUGUAAGCAGUUGUACGCCCUCAGAUCCUCGAGGGAUUUUCUCUAAAGAGGAUGCCCUUUCGCUUUUAGAGCAGAUACAGAAAGGAAAGCCCUUGGAAGGAAAACCAGUGGUGUCUUCUCUUCCUUCACAACAAAUUGAAGUGCCUUUAAUGCCAUCACCUGAUGGAAAACCAGUUUCUGCUGAGCAUUCUCCAGCUCCACCAGUUUCUGUGCCAGGACUGCCUCCUUCCACGGGCACAUUCACUGAGGUCCCUACUAGCAACAUUGGAAGAGUUAUUGCUAAGAGAUUAACAGAAUCAAAAACUUCUGUCUCUCAUGCAUAUGCAACUGCUGAAUGUGACCUUGGUGCAGUUCUGAAACUAAGGCAGGAGCUGGCAAAAGAGAGGAUGGUCUCUGACUCUGGACCAAAGAUGCAAGGUGUUUCCUUGAAGGAUGUUCCAGCUGGGCUCGCACCCGGAACCACCUGCAAGCCAUAUACAUCUAGAGCAGCCAUAGCAGCGGUUAAGCAUCAUAGAGUCAAGCUUGAGCAAGAAGCUCAUGUAGAUUUUGCUAUGGCCAAGUCCAAAGUGGCCCCUGUGCAAACACCACCUAGAUUGGAGCUGCAUGCAACCCUGCUCACAGCUCAGCUGCUGGUUCCUGCAAUGCUCCAGCCUGCCAACUCUCCACUCCAGAAAGACAUUGUCGUGCCUGUUCCAGAGGGAGAUUACAUCAGCCAGAGGAAGCGGGUGCGAGGUCUGGCCUGAGAGUUCUGGAGGCCCUGGAGGGCCAAGGACCUGGGUCAUCUCCGGAGGAAAGGUUUGGCACCACUCCCGGGAGGACAUCUAGGUGGAGUGCAGUUUCGUUUUAAAGGACCAAAGUGCUUCCAAGAACUCUUGACUCCCCUUUAGGUUGAGAAACGCUGCUUCUAGGUCCACCAGGGCUAUUGAAGGGUCUACCUCCACUGGAAGCCGAUCCUAGACUUGCACUGGAGGACUUCAAAGUGCCAGGAGAAGUCUUCCCUUUAGGAAUCCCUAGCAACUCCAACAUGACUUUAAGGUCAUUUUCUGGCAUAAGUUGGCAGUAGAGCUGUGUUUGAGAACCUACAUAAUUUCAUAAAAUACUCAAACAAUCAAAUUCACAAAAGUUAAAUCCAGAAAUGCAGAGGGCCAACCGAAUAUUCUUAAUAUUAACCAGUUAUUAGAUUUCCCAUUGUUGUCUUACUUUUAUUCUGUCCCUUAGUAUGGACAUUUCAGGGGCACAAGCCAUAUCAUAUAAUUCAGCAACAUCUGGGUUUACUGACCUUACAAUGACCAAAUCUGGAUUUUCCAAAACUAGAUAUUAUCAAGUUGAAUAGAAACUCAAUAAUAUUGACCAAAAUAUACGCUCCGAAAUAUUGAGCUGAAGACACACUCGACAAAAGGCGCUGGGACCUCACUGCUCUAAGAGCCUCAAGGGGAGUUGCUCCACUCAAGAGAUGACUGGAAACAACUGUCAGGGUCCUAGUCAGUUGAGGCAACCUCCAACUUACAACACAGUGAUGUCAUCAAUGGAUAUUCUAGAGUCAUGGUUGAUAUGGUUACUGGACUCUAUUUAUCUCCCCAGUCCCUUUACACAUACACACUACACACUGUCCUAGUCAACAGCAGUUUGAAUAUCCCUUUUAUGCAAAGUCUGGGACCAGAAGUGUUUUGGAUUUCAGAUUUAUUUAUUUAUUUUGAAUGACUGCAUAAACAUGAGAUAUCUCGGAAAUUGCACCCAAGUCUAAACAGAAAACUCAUAUAUGUUUCACAUGUACCUUAUAUAGCCUUGAAGGCAAUUUUUACACAAUAUCUUUAAUAAUUUUGAGUAUGUAACAAAGUUUGUGAACAAUGAUCCAUCAGAAAACAAAUGUGUCAGUAUCUCAGCCACCUAUGUAGGCAAUUUUGGAUUUGGGAGUCUUUUGGAUUUGGGAAUUCUGGAUAAGGGAUCCACCUGUACCUAUUUAUUAGUAUUGUUCGUAUUGUUUUUUAAUGGUGAUUACUCCGGAACAGAGCUUGGAAGCCAUUAAACUCUGUAGGUGAAGUUUUACUGAAAGCUAAAACUAAAGAGCUCGAAUAUGUAUUACAGAUACAGUAAAUGUACUGAUGAGCAAUCCUGAAGUUGGAUGAAAUAAGAGCCACUUUAUGUGACCUAAUCACUAUUUAAGAUUUUAAACUGGAUAACGUACUAGACGGGAAAGCAACUGUUCAGGGUAUUAGAUACGUACCUGUGACAAACAUCCCCAGUCUCCCCUGGGUCAACAUUCCUGACCCCAAGGAUAAUCCAGUCUUAUGGUUUGCUUACUCCGAAUGGUCAUAUUUUGGAAGGCAAACCCCACAAGCCCGAUGAAAAAGAGUAGCCUCGUGUUCCUUUCCAUGUCUUUACUCUGUCACAUCUUGGGAUGCUUGAUGUGUGACAUGAUGUUAUGGCUGUGAGUUUCUCUGCCUCGGCCGCAUUUCACUGGGAGCAUCUGUCAAGAGAGAGGGAAAUCAACAACAACAACAAUUUAUUGAUUAGCCAGUUGGCCUUAUCAAGCACAGACAAAACAAACAUGAAAUACAACAUACAUCUGGUACACUUAAAAUAAAAUUAAAAUAUACAGGUAUUUGCCAGUUUGGUGCCAAUGUAGCUUAGCCAUAGAUGUAUGCAUCAACUAUCCUCAUCUCCCCUACACUGUACCCCAAUCUGAUCUAUGUACUCCGAUCUCUUUUUAGCAGUUUUAAGAAAAUACAGGGCCACUUUCGUUGUCACAAUGGGGUUAUAACCGUCCAAUAAAAAUGUAGUUUUGGCUGCUA